Molecule: messenger RNA, 590 nt
Organism: Cannabis sativa
Lineage: Eukaryota; Viridiplantae; Streptophyta; Magnoliopsida; Rosales; Cannabaceae
Product: V-type proton ATPase subunit G3-like
Exons: 5
Coding region: 175-504 (109 amino acids)
Biological process (GO): proton transmembrane transport
Cellular component (GO): vacuolar proton-transporting V-type ATPase complex
Molecular function (GO): proton-transporting ATPase activity, rotational mechanism
Source: RefSeq, a predicted model, not a curated record
AAUUCACAAAACUAAUACCCCGAUUAUUUCUCUAGUUAUGUAUUAAUACUUUUAUAUUAAAUCAAACAACUUCACAUUCUCUUAUCUAUUUCUCUAACUUUAAAGUUUUCAUUUUUCAUUUUCCCUUCUAAAUUGCAUAGGAACUUAUUCUUCUACAAAAUCUUUACACCAGCCAUGGAUGCUUUAAGAUCAGGACAAGGAGGCAUUCAAAUGCUACUAACAGCAGAGCAAGAGGCUCAACAUAUUAUUUCUAGCGCCAGAAAUUUGAGAAUGACUCGAUUAAAGCAAGCAAAAGAUGAAGCUGAACAAGAAAUGGCACUUUACCGCUCUAACAUGGAAGCUGACCACCAAAAUAGAAAAUCCCAGAUUAACUCAGAUUUUAUUGCCAAACAACUUGAAGCGGAAACACAGAUUAAGAUCCAAAACUUGAAGGAAUCAGCCUCAAGAGUCUCACCAGAUGUCGUUGCCAUGCUACUCAACCAUGUUACAACCAUUAAAAAUUAAUAAUGAGAUAUUAUGUACUAUCAAGAAUAAAGGAGUGAUUAGAUGAACUUGUUAUAAAAGUCUGUCUUAUGAGUCAUUUUUUGAAA